AGUCCAGCUUCCAGCAGUUUACGACAGUGUCGACUCUCUUACGACUCGAGCCGUAUUUCCACGCAACGUGGAGUUGUUUACUAUUUCGGACAGUCCCCAGCGGUAGAAAAACAGCUGAAAACCUGCAAACUGGCAUCUAUUCGUUGGCUAUUCGACUGAGCUCCUGAAGGAAGAGAUGGGAAAGCCAAAGAAAAAGAGUGAUGUGAGCCGAGCCGAGCUGAUGAUGAUGACCAUUGCUGAUGUGAUCCAGCAGCUGGUUGAAGCCCACGAAGAGGGCAAAGACAUCAACCUCAACAAGGUGAAAACUAAGACUUCGGCAAAGUAUGGACUGGAGGCCCAGCCUCGCCUGGUGGACAUCAUCGCUGCGGUUCCCCAGCACUACCGCCGCGCCCUGGUGCCCAAACUAAAGGCCAAACCCAUCCGCACCGCCAGCGGGAUCGCGGUGGUGGCUGUGAUGUGCAAACCGCACCGAUGUCCACACAUCAGCUUCACGGGCAACAUAUGUGUCUACUGUCCCGGUGGACCGGACUCUGACUUUGAGUACUCCACACAGUCUUACACGGGCUACGAGCCCACGUCCAUGAGAGCGAUCCGAGCGCGUUACGACCCCUACCUGCAAACCAGACACCGGGUGGAGCAGCUGAAGCAGCUGGGUCACAGCGUGGACAAGGUGGAGUUCAUCGUGAUGGGUGGGACCUUCAUGGCUCUGCCUGAGGAGUACAGAGACUACUUCAUCAGGAACCUGCACGACGCCCUGUCAGGACACACCUCCAACAAUGUGGCCGAGGCCGUCAGGUACUCUGAGCGCAGCACCACCAAGUGUGUGGGCAUCACCAUCGAGACGCGGCCCGACUACUGCCUGAAGAGACACCUGAGCGACAUGCUGCGCUACGGCUGCACCCGCCUGGAGAUCGGGGUCCAGAGCGUGUACGAGGACGUGGCGCGGGACACCAACAGGGGCCACACGGUGCGAGCCGUGUGCGAGUCGUUCCACCUGUCCAAGGACGCCGGCUUCAAGGUGGUGGCCCACAUGAUGCCGGACCUGCCCAACGUGGGCAUGGAGAGGGACGUGGAGCAGUUCAUUGAGUUCUUUGAGAACCCGGCGUUCCGGCCCGACGGCCUGAAGCUGUACCCGACGCUGGUGAUCCGAGGGACGGGCCUGUACGAGCUGUGGAAGACGGGCCGCUACAAGAGCUACACGCCCAGUGCCCUGGUGGACCUGGUGGCCCGCGUCCUGGCGCUGGUGCCUCCUUGGACACGAGUCUACCGGGUGCAGAGGGACAUCCCCAUGCCGCUGGUGAGCUCCGGAGUGGAGCACGGCAACCUGAGAGAGUUGGCCCUGGCCCGGAUGAAAGACAUGGGUACCGAGUGUCGAGACGUGAGGACACGAGAGGUGGGCAUUCAGGAGAUCCACCACAAAGUCCGCCCCUAUCAGGUGGAGCUGGUGCGGAGGGACUACGUGGCCAACGGCGGCUGGGAGACCUUCCUGUCCUACGAGGACCCGGAGCAGGACAUCCUGAUCGGCCUGCUGCGCCUGCGCCGCUGCUCCCCGCAGUCCUUCCGCGCCGAGCUCAAAGGAGGCGCGUCCAUCGUCCGCGAGCUGCACGUGUACGGCAGCGUCGUCCCCGUCAGCAGCCGGGACCCCAGCAAGUUCCAGCACCAGGGUUUCGGCAUGAUGCUGAUGGAGGAGGCGGAGCGGAUUGCCAGAGAGGAACACGGCUCCAGCAGGUUAGCAGUUAUCUCGGGCGUGGGAACCAGGAACUAUUACAGGAAGAUGGGCUACGAGUUGGAGGGGCCGUACAUGCUGAAGGAGCUCUACGGGCCUGGGACGCUCUGAGCCGGGACAGCGUCUUGACGUGGGACAGUGGAGACGGACGUGCACGGCUGCCCUGGGGUUCAGUGGAGGUGGUUUUGUGGGUUUUACGAUCUGCUGCAGCUCCUGUGCUUCAUGCAGAGAAGGAGAGAAGAUCCACGCGCCAUGCAAACCUUCACUGCAGUGCAGCUUGGACUCUUAAGCUGCCUCCUCGACAAGAAAGCCAAUUGUACAGGAAGGUUCCGUGUGUUUGGGUCCCGUAAAAAGCUUAGCAUAGAUACGCAGCCUGUUUAGCAUCACGGUUUGACUUAAUCAUGUUUUGUGCUGCGAUUGAACAGAAAAGGGCUGCAGGAGGAUGAAUUCCUAGCAGGACGUGCCACCGCUGGGCAGACGCUGUGUGGACGCACCGUCUUUCUUUUUUUUUACAGGAAAUUGAAUAUUGCCGUGACGUGGAUUGCUGCUCAAAGCGGCGACAGUUAAUCCUAUUCGUUGUGAUUCUGCCUCUUGUUCUUGGCUCUGUGUAUUCUGGUAUAAUCCAGAUCACUGGAUUGUUUUUAUUGUUUUUGCCCAAGGAAUAAAGUAUAUUUCAGUUC
Molecule: messenger RNA, 2406 nt
Organism: Pungitius pungitius (ninespine stickleback)
Lineage: Eukaryota; Metazoa; Chordata; Actinopteri; Perciformes; Gasterosteidae
Gene: elp3
Product: elongator acetyltransferase complex subunit 3
Exons: 15
Coding region: 176-1837 (553 amino acids)
Biological process (GO): tRNA wobble base 5-methoxycarbonylmethyl-2-thiouridinylation
Cellular component (GO): elongator holoenzyme complex; nucleus; cytoplasm
Molecular function (GO): iron-sulfur cluster binding; acyltransferase activity, transferring groups other than amino-acyl groups
Source: RefSeq, a predicted model, not a curated record